Anopheles cruzii is the source of this 449-nucleotide messenger RNA. It is a transcript of the gene mRpL42, whose product is annotated as 39S ribosomal protein L42, mitochondrial. The transcript has a single exon. The record is from RefSeq and is a predicted model, not a curated record. Gene Ontology annotation, cellular component: mitochondrial large ribosomal subunit. The coding region runs from base 1 to 390 and encodes 129 amino acids. Lineage: Eukaryota; Metazoa; Arthropoda; Insecta; Diptera; Culicidae.
AUGGCCUUUCUCGGGCGCCUCUUUUGUCGCCGGAACCACUUUCUCACGCUGAAACAGUAUGAAAAUGUGCAAGUGGCGCAAGGAAACCAUCUGGAGACGGUGCAGCAAGUGAGCGUUGUCGAGGGCGGCAAAAUGUUCCUGGCAUGGCACCCGAAGCCGGACUUUCCGUACGAGUCCAGUAAGCCGAUCGACGUACUUUCUCCGGCCCAGACGGCGAACCUUGUGAGAGAUGACAUAAUCACAAACAGCCGGGCGGCACUGAAAGCUAAACAUCCCGAGUUCGUACGGCAGGAGCUGAGUAAAUUAACGUUCACGACGAAACAUCGUUGGUUUCCGCGGGCACGCGACAAGAAGGCGAAGAAAACACCGAUGAAUCGCCCGUUCCUUUGAGUUCCGAUCCGGUCGCUUGUAUAGUGUGUGGAAUAAAAAACCGCUUUAUUUGUAACUAA